AAGGCAGACAUUAGAAUAGACAAUGUGCUGACAGCAACUGGGUCACAGGGGGCCUUGAUUCAAAUCCACUCAAACUCUCUCCAUCUCAGAUUGUGAUAACUGAUCUCGGUGCUUAAUGCGCCGUCCCCGGAUUAAGAAUGUCCAACCUAUGGACAUCCCUACAUACGAUCAAGCCCCAUAAUAUUAAAUUAAGAAGUCCAACAUAUGCGAACAGAUAUGGGUCUGCUGUCGUUUUACUGUUGAGCUGUUGCACUAUGAGGAUUUGCAGAAUGGUUCGUAUGGCGAGUGUGCUGGGCUUGGUGAUGUUAAGUGUCGCUCUGCUAAUUCUAUCAUUGAUCAGCUAUGUCUCAAUCAAAAAGGACAACCUCUUCGCCACCCCGAGAUAUCUGGGCUCGGCCGGCCCUAAAAUGUACAUGCUACACAGUGGAUUUCGGUCACAGUUUGCUCUGAAGUUUUUGGAUCCUGCCUUUUUGCCAGUUGAAAAUGGCCAUAGUAACAAUAUCCGCAGCAAACUUGCAAAAUGGACUUUCAACACGACUUCCUUUCUACAGCAAAGGAAAGACAUCAGUCGCUAUGUCGAUGUUUUAAAAAAUUUUACAUUGAUUAAGAAAAACGUACGAGUUGGGCAGUUGAUGCACUAUGACUAUUCCAAUCACAAGUACGUUUUUUCUGUAAGUAAUAAUUUCCGAUCACUACUUCCCGAGGCCCCCCCUAUAUUAAAGAUGCACUACAACACUUGUGCAGUUGUUGGGAACAGUGGCAUCCUGACAGGCAGCGGUUGCGGAGCUGACAUCGACAAGUUCGAUUUUGUGUUCCGUUGCAACUUCGCACCAACCGAAACCUUCGAGAGUGAUGUUGGAAGCAAAACAAAUGUCACCACCUUUAACCCGAGCAUCCUGGAAAAGUACUACAACAAUCUAUUAACAAUUCAAGAUCGAAACAAGUUUUUUCUAAAUCUUAAAAAGCUGGAUGGAGCCAUUCUUUGGAUCCCAGCAUUUUUCUUUCACACGUCUGCUCCCAUAACAAGAACGUUGGUAGAUUUCUUUAUGGAACAUAGAGCGCAACUGAAGGUCAAGUUGGCCUGGCCUGGGAACAUAAUGCAACAUAUCAAUAAAUAUUGGAAAACCAAACACCUGGCUCCAAAGCGUUUAAGCACGGGCAUCCUGGUAUACACAUUGGCUUCUGCUAUUUGCGAAGAGAUCCAUUUGUACGGAUUCUGGCCUUUUGCAUGGGAUCCCAACACAGGACAAGAACUGCCAUAUCACUACUAUGACAAGAAGGGAACAAAAUUCACGACCAAGUGGCAAGAGUCCCAUCAACUUCCACAAGAAUUCAAGCUGCUGUUCAAGCUGCACACCGAGGGCUUGACAAAACUGACCCUUUCACGCUGUGCCUCUUAAUGUGAUGUUUUCCAAGUAUGUUUUUCCCAUUCUUGUUCAGUUUAUGUUUCAAAUGCAUUAUGUACCCAAUGCGUAAGCUCUCUCGUGACGACGCUAUGUGGAACACAUCUCAAAUUAUUCCCAACACUGGGGGCCUAACGUGUUCAUGAAAUUUCGUGCACUGUGGUAGCAAGCAUAUGUUUUAGAUUUCAAAGUAGCCAGAAUCGCUUAGACGUACAUUUUGAGGUUUUCCUUUACAUACACAAGUGAAUGUAAUGAACAACGAGGAGCUAGCUGUUUAUACAAGGUUAUGUUCCCGUAGCCGUAGUAUCGUGAACAUUGACGGGAGAAAAUGAGCUGGUACUUGUAUCAAAGCCUGACAAUCCUUUCCACGGCAACGUUGACUUAAGAAUUAGUUAAGCCUAACAUGUUAGCUGAAGAACGCAUUCAAAUUAAUAAACAAUAAAAUUCAGCUUUGUCAUAGAUGUUAACGCGAAUGAAUUUUAGUGCUGAAACGAAUCUGAUUGUCUUUAAAAAACAGUGCAAAUAUUAAAAUGAGUGAUUCCGCUCGGCCCCACCUGUCAGAGGCCAAACAACAAAACAGUCUGCACGUUUAGUAUUGUCUGCACGAGGUUUACUACAAUUAACUUAAUUGUAAUCCCCCUUUCUUUCGAAGUUUUAGACCUUUUUUUAGGUCUUGACAUCGACUCCGUGUACUGACUGAUUUAAAAAGCCGAGCAGCCUGUAAAGUGAAAUGUAACCUCUUAUAUAUAAAAUAACUGGAGGCAAAAGAGCAUGCACACAUUGUAUUACCCUCCUCGGCAAAUCUUUGAACAAAAUACAGUGGGAAGUGACGCUGAGAAUGGAAGGAUGUGGUCAUGAACCCUAGAAGUGUUAGACAAUUACAAGAUAAUAGAUUAUUUAAGCAUUUCCAUCAAUAAAAUAUAAUAACUUUCAACUCUUAUUUAUAUCGAAUAUCGUUGUUAAAGUGGACAUGCUUGUCUUUUGUACGUAUGUCACGCACUUUUUAAUCAUCAAAUGGAUGGUAAAUGUACUACUUUUGUACCGACAUUUUAAAAAAAGUUUCAUUUUUUUCACAGCUUAAAAAGAGAUCAUAUAAGUUUUGAAGUUACAUUAAAUACUUUAGCUGGUUUACCAACUUUAAGGAUGCUAUAUGCCUCUGUCGUCGUUUUGAUGCAGACGUUUCAAGAAGGAUCCUGUGGCCUGUUGUAUUGGGAAAUUGAAUAAUUUUGUUGACUCAAGUUUCAAUAUACUUCCUCAUGCUUGUGAAUGUUCAUCUAUAUUAAAUUACUGGUUAAGUUA
Messenger RNA from Leucoraja erinaceus (little skate), 2702 nucleotides. It is a transcript of the gene st8sia3, whose product is annotated as ST8 alpha-N-acetyl-neuraminide alpha-2,8-sialyltransferase 3. NCBI's taxonomy places the organism in Eukaryota, Metazoa, Chordata, Chondrichthyes, Rajiformes, Rajidae. The record is from RefSeq and is a predicted model, not a curated record. Gene Ontology annotation, biological process: N-glycan processing; oligosaccharide metabolic process. The transcript has 6 exons. Gene Ontology annotation, molecular function: alpha-N-acetylneuraminate alpha-2,8-sialyltransferase activity. The coding region runs from base 138 to 1400 and encodes 420 amino acids.